Messenger RNA from Staurois parvus, 525 nucleotides. The record is from the annotation of a GenBank genome assembly. Lineage: Eukaryota; Metazoa; Chordata; Amphibia; Anura; Ranidae.
AUGCCUUCUUUAUUAUAUUGUGUUUAUUAUAUUUUUUUUAAUACUUUGUUUCUCUCUGUAGCCUACAGCUGUGGCGUGCCCGCUAUACCGCCCAACGUUGGCAGGGUAGUUAACGGCGAGGAUGCAAGACCACACAGCUGGCCAUGGCAGAUCUCCCUGCAGUACCAGGGAUCCAGCGGCGCCUGGGGACACACCUGUGGAGGCACCCUGAUCUCUGACACCUGGGUCCUGACCGCCGCCCAUUGUAUCAGCUCUGCGAAUACGUACAGGGUUUAUCUGGGCAAAGAAAACCUGCAGAUUCCAGAUGAAGAAGGUUCUAUUGCCAUUUCCCCUGAGAAGAUCAUUGUCCACGAAAGAUGGAACUCUUUAUUCAUCCUCAACGACAUCGCCCUGAUCAAGCUGUCCCAACCCGCACCACUCGGCGUCACCAUUCAGCCCGCCUGCCUGCCCCCUGCUGGCGUCCUCCUGGAAAAUAAUUCAGACAGUUUUGUGACUGGAUGGGGUCGUCUGUACAGUAAGCCAUGA